Schizophyllum commune H4-8 is the source of this 1305-nucleotide messenger RNA. RefSeq lists its product as uncharacterized. Bases 1 to 1305 code for a protein of 434 amino acids. The record is from RefSeq and is a predicted model, not a curated record. Lineage: Eukaryota; Fungi; Basidiomycota; Agaricomycetes; Agaricales; Schizophyllaceae. The transcript is spliced from 6 exons.
AUGACUCCCGUUCACGGCGACUACAGAGGCGACCAUGUCUGCGCAAUAUCCGGAGCUAAGACCAAUCUCAUGUGCUGCACAUUGAUACAGGACAUGGUUCUAGAGCGCAAGGAGGCCCCCGAUAUUCUGGCCAUCGAGUGGAUAUAUGGGCUACCGAGAGGGGGUUUAAAAUCCUAUAUGGCCUCGAGGGAUAACCACGUUCUCCUCCGCAAAGACAUCAGCCGUCUAUUUUGCCGCGGAGAGUUUAUGCUGGCUCCAACAUUCAAGACCUACAUUGACAUUGUUCACUUCGUGAAACGUGCCGGUAUCCAGGAUCGCAAGACGGGCGAUAGGUCGCCUCGUCGGCCGUUGACAGCGCUAGCAUCCUCCAAAGGGAUGUAUCGAUAUGUCUUCAUUCCACGUACGGACGCCGCACGCAAGCUUCAGGCCGAAUUCAGCUUGGCGCCACAGACUGCGGAGGACCUCAAUCACGGCAUACAUCCCCUCACCAACACACCGUACAAGGAGGGGACCGAAAAUUUCCCCGUGGUGGAGUGUCAUGCGCACCCGUUCUCCAUCGCCGUGCUUGCCUAUUGGCGGCUUCACACAUGCUGCACCCUUCUCACUGGGCAGUGGUAUGGGCUGGCGUGGAAAAUAACCCGAAUCUGGAGCAGCGAGUUCGUGAAACCGCCGCAGUGGUUUCUUGACUCGCCUGAGUACAAUCAACACGACGAAGUUCUCAGCCCUAGCGAAGCUACUGGAUACAUUCCGGCUCUGCCAGAGCAACUUGAACAUUGCAUCCCUAUACAGCCUCGAGGACGCGACGUUAUCAGGAGCCUCCUCGACUGCAAGUUACCGGAGGACAGCUAUCCCGACAAGUGCACCAAGUGGGCUUUCGAGGUCCCUCCUGACGCACCCACGCCCGAGGAAGACCCACCUUGCCCUCCCUAUCGCGAACGCCGCUCGUCGGCGAGUGAAGAUUGCGGUGGUCCGCUUCCUUCGCCGACGCGCAAGGGUCGGCGUGCGCUCCAGACGUGCAAGCGCGACCCCGUCAAGAACCCGCCGUGGUGGGCGUCGAGCAACGGGCGGUACCCUACGGAGCGGUUCUGCAGCAACGACUGGGCAGCCAGGCUUGCCAUCUCCAACAUGCUCUUCAUUGAGCGCCAUCUGGUCGAUAGGACCAUCCAGGAUGUUUGCGAGCGUCCUGCUGUCCUUCGCGCGCGAAUGCGCAUCACGCCUUCGCGGACCUCGCCUACGCGUUCACUGGUCUUCUGCGAUAGCGGGCGGCCCUCCCCUGCGCACCUAGGCGACCAGCAUCUGCACUGA